UUUUGAAAAGGCAAUUCAACGGUGGAAUAGAGAAAACCCAUAUGGAGAGUUGGUCAAGGCUCUGCUACUCUGAGAUGCUCUACAAAUUGAAUUCCCAUUUCUCCUUCAAUUUCAUCUUUUGCAGGCGCCUUCAAUUCAAUUCUGUCUCCAGAUUCUCUCUUUCUGGAUUUUCUCUGCAAUUUUCUAUCUAGAUUUCUCGAAAUCAGAGGAAGAAUUAUGGGUAUUUCAUUGAGUAAAUUCAGAAGGCAUCGCCACCAUCGCCGCCACAACCGACACCAAGCACAGCCACAGGAACGGCUGCAGCAGCCAAUUGCUGCUGCGUCUUCUUCUUCUCUUGAAACCCCACCUCUGCAGCCAACUCCGCCACCUUGUCUUCCGUCAACAUCGCAACCAACUCCGUCACCUUGUCUUCCAUCACCAUCGCCAUCAACUCCGUCAGCUUCUCUUCCACCGCCAUCACCACCUACUCCGCCUUCCCUUCCCCCGCCGUCGCCGCCAACGCCGCCACCGUUUCUUCCAUCGCCAUCAUCAACUCCUCCACCACCGCGUCCAUCGUCUCAGCCGUCGUUUGUUUUUGCGGCGAAUGCGCCUUUCCCAUCGACUACACAAGGGCCUUAUGCGGGUUUGCCUUCUCCUUCGGCUCCAGCGCAGCUUUCUUCGAAUUAUGGUUCGCCCAUGACGAUGGAUGGAUUCGGUUUCUCUCAAUUUCCGGCCAAUUUUAAUCGUGGUUAUUCCGGGUGGGGCGGGUAUGUCCCGACACCGCCGCCGCUGCCGUCGCCAUCGCCACCGCCAUACGUGGAUCACAUGAGUGCCAGGAAGAUCAAGAAUGAUGUGAAUGUUCACAAGGAUACUAUAAGGGUUGAUUGGGAUGAGAAGAAUUUGGACUCCCAUUUGGUUUCUUUCACUUUUGAUGCUCUGGUCGACGGCAGCAUCACCAUUUUUUACUUUGCCAAGGAAGGAAAUAAUUGUUCCUUCACUCCUUUAUAUCCCGAGAUAUACAUGCCGAUUAGAAUUCCAUUCCAAAAUGGGUUGGGUCAAAAGUUCUGUCAGCGCUCAGGAACUGGCAUUGACCUGGGCUUCUUUGCCCUAGAUGACUUAUCAAGGCCAUCACAGAACGAAGAGGUGUUCCCACUGGUUAUCUAUGCAGAAUCAAGUCUGCCAUCACUUCCGCCAAUGCAUGAGCAGCUUGGUCAGCCUCCGCCUAUCGCUCCUUCCCGUGCACAGAUUACUCAAGCUGUGCUGGAGAAGAAUAAUGAGGGCCAUUUCCAAGUGAAAGUCAUCAAGCAGAUCUUGUGGGUCGAUGGAGUUCGCUAUGAGCUACGUGAGCUCUAUGGCAUUGAAAAUUCUGAUGAAAGGGGUAUUGGCAACAAUGACACAGGGAAAGAAUGUGUUAUUUGCAUGACGGAGCCAAAUGAUACUGUUGUUCUACCUUGUCGUCAUGUGUGUUUAUGCAGUGAAUGUGCAAAGCAGCUAAGGCUUCAGUCAAAUAAGUGUCCCGUAUGUCGCCACCCCAUCCAGGAACUCAUAGUGAUUGUCCAUAAAGAACAAUCCUAAUCCGAUAACUCAGCAGGAUGACUGCUGCCCUUGCAAAAGAUUUCACCAGACUCUUAGGUGGGAUCAAUCACAUGGCUUCAAAACCACAGUUCAUAUGCGGGAGAUGCUAUGAUCGCAUGUGAGAGCUUGUUUAUAGGGGGUAAAACUUUUUUUUUCCUGUGUUUAAUUUUUCAUUACAGUCAAGAAAUAUGACAUUUUCAUUGGUUGAGUUUACAUAUCUUGAUGAAGGAGAAAGAAGUACAAAAAUUUCUUUUGGAAUAUACCAAAUUCUACAGAGGAAGAGUUGAAUUGUUGUGUUGAAAGAGCAGCAUUGUAUUAGUGAAGGAAUUUUACCCUUGGAGAAGAGUUGUAAUAAAGCUGACAGUAUCUGCUUGUGUAGCAUUCUCUGUCUCCCUCUCUCUCAUAUAAAACAAAACUUAUGUAUAUAGGAUGAAAGGAAGAGAAUAUGUGCUGUAGAAGUUAGCAUGAGAUGGACAAAGUAUAUAUCUUGGAAUCUGUGAAAGUUUGGAAGUAGACUGUGUGUUAAGAGAAUAGAGACCAAAAGCAAGGUCUUUGAUCAGAUCCCCACCACCCUUACUGUUGAAGAUUUGGAUCUUCCUGGGUUUUUUUCUUUGAGGCUCCACCACACUACAUAAUCAUUAUAUACCAAAAAGCACAACCAAUUAGGAUACACCACCUGUAUAUUUAGGUCUUAUUGCUUUGUAACAAGUUCUGCUCUAUUAUUCUAUUCCUUGAUUCUAUUA
Molecule: messenger RNA, 2297 nt
Organism: Vitis vinifera (wine grape)
Lineage: Eukaryota; Viridiplantae; Streptophyta; Magnoliopsida; Vitales; Vitaceae
Product: probable E3 ubiquitin-protein ligase LUL3
Exons: 4
Coding region: 217-1554 (445 amino acids)
Biological process (GO): protein ubiquitination
Molecular function (GO): ubiquitin protein ligase activity
Source: RefSeq, a predicted model, not a curated record